Messenger RNA from Rodentolepis nana, 1995 nucleotides. The record is from the annotation of a GenBank genome assembly. Lineage: Eukaryota; Metazoa; Platyhelminthes; Cestoda; Cyclophyllidea; Hymenolepididae.
AUGGGAUGUUUUGCUCGUCCACGUGUUCUGACUCUAAAGGACACAUUCUAUCGAAACAUAUCGAUUUUUCCGAAAUUCGGUGAUUCGAAAACGGUUGAAGAAAAAUUCACACCUAAGAGAUCUUCUCGUGUUUAUGGCUGUGGUGUCGUAGUUACUGGGGCUUUAGGAAUUAAAAAAUACGUCGAACCUGAGGACAAACUGGAUCCUAAACAGAAGUUUAAUGAACCUGUACCUACGCAUUUGAAAUAUUUUAGUGUUAAAGGAGUCGACAUCAAAUCAGUCCAUUGUGGCUUUGGAUACUCAGUAUUCAUUGGCUCUCAUCCUAAACUUAAAAAUGCAUUUUAUGGUUGUGGAUUGAAUACUGAUGGACAGUUGGGCUAUCAAACGUCAAGACUGCAUGGAUUGCUCUUUAAUUCAAUUAAUGUGGAUAUUGUCGACGAACCUCAGUUAAUUCCGAUGCCUUAUCAUGAAGAGUUGAUGCCGAUGGCCGCAUCUUGCGGGCGGGCACAUUCUCUCGUUUUUUCCCAUUUUCCAAUCCGUAGGACCUCAGUCUUAUUUAGUAUGGGUAAUAACACCUUUGGCCAAUGUGCUCGUGAGAUAAUUGAGAAUGAAAUUUUCACCCCCGAGAAUGCUCAAGUUAUUCGAGUAAACCUACCGAAAGAAUUGCGGGCCAUUAAACAGAUUGAAUGUGGGCAGGAUCAUAGUCUUGUUCUGUCAGAUCAAGGUGCUGUGUAUGCCUGCGGACUCUCAACUGAUGGUCAAACUGGCCUUUUGACGACUGACUGCGUUGAUAGGUUGACUAGAGUUGGUGGGGCACUGAAGAAUUUAAAAGUGACGCAAUUAUCAUCUCGUGGAGAUACAGUUCUUGCCUUAACGGAGUGCGGUCGAGUAUUUGGUUGGGGCAAUAACGAAUACAAUCAAAUCUGGCCAAUUAUUGAUGAGGUACAAGUGCUCGAGCCCACCGAACUUCCUGUUCAUGAGUGUCUGGAGGAAAUAAAGGAUGCUGGGAAAAUCGUGCAAGUGGCUGCGGCUGGAUCAAUGUGCGCUAUACUAGAUGAGUAUGGACAUGUUUUUGUUUGGGGCUACGGAUGCCUGGGUCUCGGACCAAAGGUCCUUCAAGUUCAAAAGCCAACACUUUUACCCCCAGCUCUUUUCUCACCAGCUUUGCCCUCUUCCGAUAACCAAAUAGUCAAUGUGGUACCCGGAUUGCAUCACUUCGUGGCUCGAUCAAGAGGUGGUCUUCUUUGGUCAUGGGGUGCCCCUAGAGCGGGUCUAGCGUGUCUCGGUUUGGGCCAGAACACCUCAGCUUCCAUAGAGGAAUCUGUAAAGAAUAUGCAGACCUUUCCAAUGCCUUUAUCUCUGCCUGCUGAAGCUGUUCAAGUCUCCUGUGGUUCGCGAACUCGACUUCUACCACAACUCCAGUUAUGUUGUAGAAGUUUUGCUAGAACUACCUUUGAAAAGGACUGUUACUACUCCGUGUUGGAUAUUCCAGUAACAGCUACACCCGAAGAGAUUAGAGCAGCUUACUACACUAAAUGCAAGUCUACUCAUCCCGAUGUUGCAUCUACAGAUUCCCAAUCAUUUCUUGAGGUGAAUGAAGCCUACAGUGUCCUUAUUGAUCCAGAACAGAGACGGUUGUAUGAUGGCAAGCGGGGGAUUGCACAAUUUUACGCACACCGUGAAGGUGAAAACGAUAACUUCCAAACCCCACAUUUCUCCUGUACCCCCAACGGUCCGAAAAUGAGCUUUAAUCGGGCCAGUGAGAUCUUCCACUCCAGAAAAUUCCGGCGAAAACACACAACGCCGGGGACUAUUUGGAGAGAACCAAAAGCAAGCCCAUUAAGGAAUGAGGCGGAGGAAAAGUAUGAAAAGGAGAAGCAUUACUAUGACUACUAUAACCGUAGAGCUUCAGGCAGACCCCCUAUUGCCACUCUCCUUCUUUUUAUACUUCCUCCCGGAAUUCUUGCUUCUUUAUUUAUUUCUUACGAAUCAUAG